This is a messenger RNA of Penicillium bovifimosum, 1200 nucleotides long. RefSeq names its product putative extracellular exo-polygalacturonase. The record is from RefSeq and is a predicted model, not a curated record. Gene Ontology annotation, biological process: carbohydrate metabolic process. The transcript has 2 exons. NCBI's taxonomy places the organism in Eukaryota, Fungi, Ascomycota, Eurotiomycetes, Eurotiales, Aspergillaceae. Bases 1 to 1200 code for a protein of 399 amino acids. Gene Ontology annotation, molecular function: polygalacturonase activity.
AUGUCUCUAACAUCCCUCUCAGCCUUCGCACUGCUCGCCUCGGCUUUUGCCCUACCAAGCACAUCCCUCGAUGCCCGCGCCUCAGCCUGUACACCGACAGCAGGUGGUUCUUCCUCGAUUGACGAUGUCCCUGCUAUAACAUCAGCUAUCGAAUACUGCGGCAAGGGAGGCACCAUUGUCAUUCCCGCCGGCACAACCUACUAUGUAAACAGCGUCCUCGAUUUCGCAGGCUGCGUGGGCUGCGAUUUCCAGCUAGAAGGACUCUUGAAGUUCAGCUCAUCCACAGACUACUGGGAGGGCCGGACAGUAAUGAUCAAUAUCAAGAACAUUAACGGAAUCAAAAACCGAUCCCUGACAGGGAACGGUGUGAUUGAUGGCAAUGGUCAGAAUGCAUGGGAUCUAUUCGCCGAAGACAGCAGCUACGCCCGCCCAACCCUACUCUACAUAACCGGCGGCUCAAACAUCGAAAUCUCCAACCUCCGCCAAAAGAACCCACCGAACGUCUUCAACUCCGUCAAAGGAGACAGCAAGACCGUAAACUUCACCAAUCUCAAAAUGGACGCAACAUCCAAAAACGACAAUCCCCCCAAGAACACAGACGGCUUCGACAUUGGCGCCAGCGCAGACGUGGCAAUUAGCCACGUGAACGUGAAAAACGACGACGACUGUGUAGCAUUCAAGCCCGGUGCAGACGGCGUGACUGUGACGGACAUUACCUGCACCGGAAGUCAUGGGCUCUCAGUGGGAUCACUGGGGAAGGCAUCUGACGAUGUGGUGAAGAAUGUAUAUGUCUCCGGGGCGACGAUGAUUGCGUCGACCAAGGCAGUUGGGAUCAAGACGUACCCGUCCGGAGGUUCUCAUGGGGUAUCAACGGUGAGCAAUGUUACUUUCAGUGGCAUUGUGGUUGAUGGAUGUGACUAUGCGAUUCAGAUUGAGAGUUGUUAUGGGGAGGAUAGCGAGUAUUGUGCGGAGAAUCCUGGAAAUGCGGAUUUGACGGAUAUUGUAUUCGACAAGGUCAGUGGGUCGACAAGUGGGAAAUAUGAUGCUGUCACUGGGAACCUGAAUUGCGGUUCUGGGGGAACCUGUGACGUUAAGGUCAGCUCUUAUACGGUCGAGGCGCCUUCUGGCAGAAGUAAAGUGCUGUGUGCCAAUACCCCAUCCAACCUGGGGGUGAGUUGCUCUCCGGGGGCUUCGGGUUGA